AUGGCCAAGGUUCUUCAAAACGUCUACCGGCUGGCCGGCCCCGUGGCGCUCGGCGCCAUGUUUGUCAACGCUUCCAUCUACGAUGUGCAGGGUGGAAAGCGGGCGGUCAUCUUCGAUCGUCUGUCUGGUGUGCAGGAGCAAGUCGUCAACGAAGGCACUCACUUCCUCAUCCCCUGGCUCCAACGGGCCAUCCUCUACGAUGUGCGAACAAAGCCACGCAAUAUCUCCACUACAACCGGAAGUAAAGAUCUGCAGAUGGUCAGCUUGACCCUGCGUGUCCUGCACCGUCCGGAUGUGCCGAAGCUCCCGCAAAUCUAUCAAUCAUACGGUACCGAUUACGAUGAGCGUGUCCUCCCCUCCAUCGGUAACGAAGUGCUCAAGGCUAUCGUCGCCCAAUUCGACGCCGCCGAGCUGAUCACCCAGCGUGAAGCCGUCUCCAACCGCAUCCGAACAGACCUCCUCAAGCGAGCUUCGCAGUUCAAUAUUGCCCUGGAAGACGUCUCCAUCACCCACAUGACCUUCGGAAAGGAAUUCACCCGUGCCGUCGAGCAGAAGCAGAUCGCCCAGCAAGACGCCGAGCGCGCGCGAUUCAUCGUCGAGCGCGCCGAGCAGGAGCGCCAAGCCAAUGUCAUCCGUGCAGAGGGUGAAGCUGAGAGUGCCGACAUUAUCUCCAAGGCUGUGGCCAAGGCUGGUAACGGCUUAAUUGAGAUCCGUCGUAUCGAAGCUAGCCGCGAGAUCGCUAACACCCUGUCCACCAACCCUAACGUCACAUAUCUGCCUGGUGGCGAGGGAAAGGAUGGCGGCAAGAGCACUAGCCUCCUACUUGGUCUGCGUACUUAA
Messenger RNA from Penicillium chermesinum, 840 nucleotides. It is a transcript of the gene phb1, whose product is annotated as prohibitin subunit PHB1. The record is from RefSeq and is a predicted model, not a curated record. The transcript has 2 exons. Gene Ontology annotation, cellular component: membrane; mitochondrion. The coding region runs from base 1 to 840 and encodes 279 amino acids. Lineage: Eukaryota; Fungi; Ascomycota; Eurotiomycetes; Eurotiales; Aspergillaceae. Gene Ontology annotation, biological process: mitochondrion organization.